UAUAAAAUUUAUAUUCCGAGCAAUAUUAAUCAUCAAUUCUAAAAAAUAGCAAGAAAAAGAACUUUAAACAGUGAAUAUAAUAGAAUAAAUGUUAAACAAAUGAGUGAAACCAAGAAAUUGUUAUGAAAAUUAACAAAUGAACAUUAAUCAGAAAAUAUAACGAGUGGUGUCCUUGAGCAAUUACAAUACGUUCGUUAUUUUGCAAAAUAAUAAUAUAGGAAAAAAUAAUACCUACUACAAAGAUCACGUCGACAUUAGACAACUUGAAAACCAGUUGAAAAGAAAAAGUAAAAAAAUUACCCUGCGCACACAUUCAAAGAUACGAAAAUAAAUACAACACACACACAAACAAAUUAGUGUUGUCAGUCAGUGCUUGUGGUAUUAAAAAUAAAUAAUCAAACGAAACAGUUCAACUGAACUGAAACUGUUGAAGAGAACAUUUUGAAGAGGGGCAAAGAGAAUUUGUCAUUUCAUUUAAAAAACAAAAGCAAAAAAGAAACAGAAACAGAAAAAUAUAUAUUUUACUUUUUUCUUGAUAACAAAGACACAUAAAGAAAAACAAAAAGGAAAAUAUCAAAAACAACAACAAGCUAACAUAUUGCAAUCGUCCGACUGUUGCUUUCAUCAUCAAAUUUUCCAUUAACGAGGAGUUUUUCUCUGUUUUAUACAACAAAAACAGCACAAUAGUAAUAAUCAUUACAAUAAUAUCGAUAAAGAGUUUUUUCUAAUUAACUUUGCAAAACCAAUGUUAUUUGUUGCCAAUAAUUACGAUGUACAAUUCAAUGCAAACGGAAUGAACAACAUGGAGCAACUCCGCUGCCAUUUCAGCCCCCUACCAGUAUGUGGGACUAUUAAAACCAAAACAACAAAUAACAAAAAUACUACUGCUGCUGUUGCCGCUGAUAUUAUUACUACAACUACAAGAAACCAAUUACAACAACAACAAGUCAAACAAAAUGAUUAUGAAUCCUUGCAAGUUUUGGCAGAUUACAAGCAUUUUUUAUUGAAUGAAUCUAUUGUGAACGAAGAAGACAAUUCUUAUCCCAAUAACGUUAGAAACGAUAUUUCCCCCUCUAUUUCCUGGUUUAAAAAACACAAACGUCAGCAACGCCACUUGAGAGUUUUACGUUCUUCUUUAUUAAACAUUGAUUUAAGAAGACUCCGUUUAGAUCCAUUUAAAAACAAUUCCCGACUAAAUUGGCAUCAUAUACUAUUGGCCAUAUGAUUUGCAAUUACCAGAAAACACCACAACAAACAAAACAAAGACAGCUCAAUACCUGCCUCCUAAAAAACAUAAAUAAAAACUUUUCAUCAACUUUAGAUUCCAGCACAUCCAGUUCAUCGUCCCCAAUGUCUACAUUGACAGCGGAUCUUAGAACAGCGGCAGUUGCUGCGGCAGCUGCCAGCAACAAAUCAGUCGUUAAGCCUCCUAUGGAGGCCGUGGUUGUGAAUAGUAUCAUAUAUUCAAAGCCCUCAUUUUGUAGAAUUGCUGUAGACCUGGGCGAUAUGCCGGUUGAUAAGAAACCAACAGCAACAUCGACAAAAUUGACAAACGGGUCUUGCCCAAAUAAUUUUUUUAACAGUGAAACAUUUUGUUCAUCAAUGGGCUUGAAGAAUGAAGCAUUCAACUAUGAUGCUGCUUCCUGCUUGGCAGGUUUGGCCGUUCCACCGUCAUUAGACGUGGGUGCGGAUACACAAGUGUAUAGGAUGUGUACCACCAUUAAUGGUUCUGUACAUCAUCAAAUUUCCGACUUGUGUGAUAACAUUCUAGCCAUGGCAGGAUUUUUCGGUGUCACAAACAAUGAACAUGACGACGAUAGCUUUAUAGAGUUUGCCUACAGAGAUGAUAGCGAUAAUGAUGACGAUAACGACGACGACGAUGAUGAUGACGACGAGGAGGAUUACGAAGAUGAUUAUUAUGAUGAAGAUCUUGAUGAUGAUAAUGAUGUAGUCGAUUUCUCAUAUGAAUGCCCGAUUGAACCUGCACCAAAAUUAAACUGUGAUAAAAAGAAAAAGGUACGCUUCAAUACCAAACCCACAGUACAUGUUAUGCAUACUUGGACUUAUGCUUACCGCGCUGCACGUAAAGGUGAAUGGGAAAUGUAUGCACGUGAUCGCGAACGCUUUAAAUUGAGAAUACAACGAGCCGCCUUAACAAUAAAUCCCAUAUUGCAAAGAGAACAUCGUCAAAAAAUUUAUGAAAAACGAUUUGCCAACCUCUACAACAAUGAUGACGACAAUGAACAACAUCAAACUGAAGCUGUUACAAAUUCUGUUUCGGCCGAGAUUAUGGAAUCGAAGGAAAAAACCUCUAAUAAUAUUGAAUCCAAAAAACCACACCAAAAAAAGAAACGCAGAAAGAAACGAUUUUGCAAAAUGGGAAACAAACAUUAUUUUUAAUAGUAUUUUCCUUUAUUUUUAUCAUUAUUACAACAAAUAUAAUUAUAAAAUUCUGUUAAUGUUUUACUUAAAUCUUUUUAAAAUCAUUUUCGUUUUAAAAUUGGUUGGUGAAUUUACUGUAUAUAAAAGAAAAUUAGAAAACACUGAUAAAAUUGAAUAUAUUUUUUAAGGAAUUACUAAUACACACAUGGUUAAUUUUAAGAUUUAUUUAUAGAAAAUAUUUUAAUUUUAGUCAAUAAAUAUAAUAAAAAAGCACUGAAAUAAAACAAA
This is a messenger RNA of Calliphora vicina (urban bluebottle blowfly), 2670 nucleotides long. RefSeq names its product Protein phosphatase 1 regulatory subunit 15 (gene PPP1R15). Bases 1222 to 2400 code for a protein of 392 amino acids. The record is from RefSeq and is a predicted model, not a curated record. The transcript has 2 exons. Gene Ontology annotation, biological process: response to endoplasmic reticulum stress. NCBI's taxonomy places the organism in Eukaryota, Metazoa, Arthropoda, Insecta, Diptera, Calliphoridae. Gene Ontology annotation, cellular component: protein phosphatase type 1 complex; endoplasmic reticulum. Gene Ontology annotation, molecular function: protein phosphatase regulator activity.